UAGCCUUCCCAAUGCGCAGGCGCGGGGCACCGAGUGGACAUUUUGGUCUUUGUCCGCUGGUCAGUCGGCCUCUGGGUCCACGUGGCGUGAAAAUAGGAGGUACCCUUUCUUGUGCAUCCCUGGAAAUUGCACCCUCCUUCUCCUUCAGAAGGCCCUGAAGCCUCAGCCUGAGUUCUAGGAUGGUAUUUUGGCCCCAGCAUUAACAUUCUAGUGGUGUGUCAUUUCCCCAAUAGCAGGUUAUAAGUUAACCAAGCUGUACGUGAUUCUCUGUUGGAGCAAAAAGACAGAUUGGAUGGUGGAGAAAAGUGGAAAGGAAAUUUGUCCAGAAGAAGCCUAAGAAGGUGAUGAGCAGAUAGAGAGGCAACAAGACUUGGGAGGCAAGUUGCAUCCAUCUGCAGUACAGACUGAAGAAAAAAGCAGUGAAUAUAAGAAAAUUGGAAAAAUACUUCCUCUGAUUUCAUAACUUUUAUCUUUUAAGGCAACAUUCUUUUUAACUUAACCUAGAAAGAAUUUGAAACACAAUUUAGACUUAAUCAUGGGGGCCAUUGUGUAGGAAUGAAUCAUCAAUUUUAUUGAUUUGGAAAUCCUGCCACAGCUUGCUUUUUCUGGUAAUAACCCUCUUUAAGUGUAAAUCAGUGUGGAAAUACCUUCAGUUAAAAAAGUUUGAACCCCAUCAGAUACCACAACAUUCAUAUUGGAUUCAUACCCUAUGAAGUUACUGAAUGUGGGAAAACUUCCACUCACUCAUGUGCCAUACCUUAUGAAAUACAGAAGUCAGGUUGGAGAGAAACCCUGUGAUUCUAAGAAAUAUUGAAAAGCCUUUAGCUAGGUGACAUCUCAUCGAACAAAAAAAAAUUUAUACUGAAGAGAAACCAAUGAAUGUAACAAAAGUUCACUGAGUAUACUUGGAGAGAAAGCUUUGAUCGCAGUAUGGUAAAGUUUUUUCUCAAACAUCCCUUACUUUACAUUUGAAAGGUCAUACACAGAGAAGCCCUACCAAUGUAAGAAAUGCAGAAAUACCUUCAGCCAAAAGUAAGUCCUCAUUCAUCAAGAAAUUCAUACUGGAAAGAAAACUUGUGAAUGUGGGAAAGCUUCCAUUCAGAUGUCACACCUCAGUCAGCAGAAAAUUUGCAGUGGGGAAAACCCCUUUGCUUGUAAGGUAUGUGGGAAAGUCUUCAGCCACAAGUCAAAUCUCACUGAGCAUGAGCAUUUUCAUAAUAGAGAGAAACCUUUUGAAUGUAAUGAAUGUGGAAAAGCCUUCAGCCAAAAGCAGUAUGUCAUUAAACAUCAGAACACCCAUACUGGAGAGAAGCUUUUUGAAUGUAACGAAUGUGGGAAAUCCUUCAGCCAGAAGGAAAACCUUCUUACCCAUCAGAAAAUCCACACUGGAGAGAAACCUUUUGAGUGUAAGGAUUGUGGGAAAGCUUUCAUUCAGAAGUCAAACCUCAUCAGACACCAGAGAACUCACACAGGCGAGAAACCCUUUGUAUGUAAGGAGUGUGGAAAAACCUUCAGUGGCAAAUCUAACCUUACUGAACAUGAGAAAAUUCACAUUGGAGAGAAACCUUUUAAAUGCAGUGAAUGUGGAACAGCUUUUGGUCAGAAGAAGUAUCUCAUAAAACAUCAAAACAUUCACACUGGAGAGAAACCUUACGAAUGUAAUGAAUGUGGAAAAGCCUUCUCUCAACGAACAUCACUUAUUGUACAUGUGAGAAUUCAUUCAGGUGAUAAGCCUUAUGAAUGCAAUGUAUGUGGAAAAGCCUUCUCUCAAAGUUCGUCUCUUACUGUGCAUGCGAGAAGCCAUACAGGUGAGAAGCCCUAUGGAUGUAAUGAGUGUGGGAAAGCUUUCUCUCAAUUCUCAACCCUUGCUCUGCAUUUGAGAAUUCACACAGGUAAGAAGCCUUAUCAAUGUAGUGAAUGUGGGAAAGCUUUCAGCCAGAAGUCACACCACAUUAGACACCAGAAAAUUCAUACUCAUUAAAAAUGCUGUAAAUACCUUGAAAAUGGAAAAGCAUUCAUCAGGGAUUUACACCUCAUAGCAAGCACAUCGGAAGUAAUCAUUCUGAAGGAAACUGUCACAAAUGAAGGAAACAAAAGCUAAAAACUUAUGGGACACCAGAGAAUUCAUACUGAAAAGAAAAACAAAAAUCCUGUGCCCAUCAAAAAAACCUACAGCAAAAGUAAUGCUGAAACUUUAGAUGCGUUUCCACUAAAAUUGGGAAUGGGAAACAUGCUUGUUUUCAUUACUGUCUGCCUAGAUCUAGAAAUCUUCACCAGUGUAGUAGUAAAAAUAAGUUGUAAAUAUUGGAAAGGAAAAUACUUUCAUGCUAUUGUUUUAGCAGAACAGAAGAGAUUCUGGAAUACCUAUGCAUUUAUUAGAAUUUAGAAUAGGAUAGACAUGGCAUCAGGAGGUGAGAAGAUAAUGGGACUGUUUAAAAAGUGAUUUGGAGAUAAUUUUUUCUCCAAGGAAGGAAAUAAAGACCAUGAACUAUGCACAAAGGUAAGAUCCAUGGGGAUUAAAAACAGGAAUAUGAAAAAGCUGUAUACUAAAAUGGUUAUGACCUUGGGAGUAGGGAAACAUUCCUUAUAAUAAAUGAAAAAUACCUAACUUUUCUACUCUGAGUUUGUAUGCUCAGGAAAUUUGUACCAGGCUAUUUGCUGUGGCAUGAUUUAUAGUAGCUAUAAAUUGGAAACAAUUUAAAUGUCCAUCAGGAAUAAAGUAGAAAGUACUUGUGGUGGGAUACUAUGUACCUGUAAAAUGUAACAAAUGAGAUCUACAUGUAUUACAGAGAAAGGUAUCAAAAAUGUUGAGGGCAAAAAUGAAGUUACAGAAUGAUACAUCUAAUACCAUGACAUUUUUGUAAAUUUGAAUAGAAACUUCCCUCACAGAAUUCAGUACUAUAUAUUGGUAACAGAUACAUAUAUGUAUGUACGUAUGUAUGUUUUUAAUAUGUUUUUGAAGUGGAUUUGAAGGAUACAGACCAAACUCUUGAUAGUGGUUGCCUGAGAAGAGUUGAAAGGGGAGGGGAUGAGUGUGGGAGGGGUGGAGGGUUGGUUAAAGGGGACUUCAUUAUUUUAUAUAUAAACAUCAAUUUCUCUUAAAAACAAAAGAGACUGCAAGUAAAUAUAUAUAUCAAAAUACUGGAUAGUUCUGGACUGUGGUAUAUGGAUAUCUUGUCUUAUUUUUUUGUAUUUUUCUGUAUUUUUAAAUUUUCUCAAAAUUAAUAAGGAUGGGGUGAGGAUGGGAACACUGUACCUAUAGAAAUCAUGUUUCAAUGGAUUUAUUCCCAAUCAAAUGCUAAACUUUUUAUAGAAAAUAUUUCUAAAAUUUUAUCAAUGAUGAGUGGAUGGACUUGUUCUCUAUGUAGUAUGAAAUUAUCUAUUUUAUUAAAAUUAAAAAUGAUAGCAAAAUCCAAA
Molecule: messenger RNA, 3417 nt
Organism: Miniopterus natalensis
Lineage: Eukaryota; Metazoa; Chordata; Mammalia; Chiroptera; Miniopteridae
Gene: ZNF146
Product: zinc finger protein 146
Biological process (GO): regulation of transcription by RNA polymerase II
Molecular function (GO): DNA-binding transcription factor activity, RNA polymerase II-specific; RNA polymerase II cis-regulatory region sequence-specific DNA binding
Source: RefSeq, a predicted model, not a curated record